Messenger RNA from Xylaria bambusicola, 1164 nucleotides. RefSeq lists its product as uncharacterized. Bases 295 to 1164 code for a protein of 289 amino acids. The transcript is spliced from 2 exons. The record is from RefSeq and is a predicted model, not a curated record. NCBI's taxonomy places the organism in Eukaryota, Fungi, Ascomycota, Sordariomycetes, Xylariales, Xylariaceae. Gene Ontology annotation, biological process: oxidative demethylation. Gene Ontology annotation, molecular function: demethylase activity; oxidoreductase activity.
GCGAGGAGAAGUGGUAAGCCGCAGUGACCCGUCCCACUCUGUCACACAACCUCAUUGGAUAAACUCAUCGAAACCAUCAUUACUGCUUGCUUCUUUUGCUCUUUCUCAUCACUACCCACGAUCUCACAUCUCGGGAUCCCAAUGUUAUACUCUAGCUAUAAUCCGAGUGCGCCUCUUAUUCUCGCCUAGUUAUUUGUAAAUCGCCUGAACAUGACAAGGCGGCCUAUGAUUGCAAUCAUCCGUUACAAGUCCUGAGCCUUUCAUCGCACCAAAUCUCACCCCACAAACACCACGAUGGAAGAACUACCCAUAAUUCCGCGCGGCAUAAAGUUCCAAGCAGACUUCGUCACGCCGGCGCAUGAGGCGGAGCUCAUACACAUCUUCCGCUCCGAGCUGGAUUGGCCCACCACCAAAAAAUUCGCGUCGCGUAAAUCGCUGCACUACGGGUACACAUUCGACUACAAGACCUUCGGGAUCGAUCCGAAUAUCCCGUACAAGCCGUUUCCAGGGUGGUUGCGGCCCCUGAUUCCGCGGACGGCUCAAGGAGGCCGUGAUCCAGAUCAGGUCUGUCUGCAAUACUACCCGCCUGGCGCCGGCAUCCCGCCGCACGUGGACACGCAUUCGGCGUACGAUGAGCUGUAUGCGCUGUCGCUGGGCUCGGCAGUGAUGAUGCAGUUCCGGCACACGAGGGCGCGAGAAGACAGCGAGGCAAAGGAAGGCGGAGUGGAGGAGACAGCCGAGGACGAGAGAGAAAUGGUCGACGUCGAUCUCCCACCUCGCAGCAUGAUGGAGAUGUCCGGGGACUCACGUUUGCACUGGGAGCAUGGGAUCAAGAAGCGUAAGAAGGACGUCCUCGCUGAUGGCACGGUGCGGAUGCGCGGUGACCGUUGGAGUAUCACGUACCGGUGGCUGCGCGAAGGAGGCCAGUGCGAGUGUGGGAAUGAAAGACUUUGCGAUACGGCGCAGAGGCGGAUUGGGGUUGAGCGGGAGUUCCGCUGGAAACAGCAGCAGCCACAGGGGAGCAUAUGGGAAGAAAAACAACAGGAAGGAGAAAGAAAAGGAGAGGGGGCGAUCGAGGAUAAAGGGGUGCCGAUAUUUAGAGAGGUGGAUAGAACGGGGGUAGAUCAUCACGAGAAUAGCAAUAUACUGUUGUCUCCGUCCUAG